Messenger RNA from Sphaerulina musiva SO2202, 1364 nucleotides. RefSeq lists its product as uncharacterized. Bases 109 to 1212 code for a protein of 367 amino acids. The record is from RefSeq and is a predicted model, not a curated record. The transcript is spliced from 2 exons. Lineage: Eukaryota; Fungi; Ascomycota; Dothideomycetes; Mycosphaerellales; Mycosphaerellaceae.
CUUUGCUAUAUGCUCCCUUCUGCACAAGCGAGGUCUAAAAACGACUUUCAAAAAGGCCUCGGACCGACAUAAGUCCCAGAUACCGCUUUCACCAGCACGCGGAAGACCAUGGCAUCCGUCCUGGGCUGCCACCUUGUGGGCAGUGUUCCCCUUCCCGAUACUGAAGCCGUGUUCCGCGAAUGUCUGGCAGUCCUACCGGGGCGACUGAAGCGCAUUCCCGAUGGCGAGACGGGAUCCCGACAGCUGUUUACCACCUUUCAGGCGCAAUUAUUCGGCGUCUACCCUCCCAUGAUGACCAAAUUUGAGCACAAUGCCCCCAUCCCGCAUGACUCAUUCACGUCCGAACAGAUUGACGAAGGGAUAGCAGCCCUGCAGCAGGCCGAUUUGCAGACGGGAUACGACACCUCCGCGGUGGAAAGUUAUGCAGUGUUCAAGAAGCUUCGAGAUGAAGGUGUGAUUGCUCCGGGUGUGCGCAUGCAGGUGUGCAUCCCCACAGUGGCCAAUGUAAUUUUUCCUUUUGUGCAGUUUCCUUUUCAGCCGCGCGUGGAACCUAUAUACGAAGCGGCGCUGUUCCGGGCGAUGCGGAAGAUUCAAGAUUCGAUUCCGCACGAGGACUUGGCGAUUCAGAUUGACAUUGCGGGAGAUACUGCGUUCUGGGAGGCGAUCACUCCGGGAGCUGUCAGGGAGAAUUCCGGUCUGGAGUGGUUCAAGCCUUGGUGGGAAGGUGAUGUGAAACAGUACAUGGUGGACUAUAUCGUUCGCAUGAUCAGCCAGGUUGACGUGGGAGUGGAGCUGGGAAUACAUAACUGUUAUGGCGACAUGGACCACAAACACUGGCACGAACCCACUUCACUCGCCGUCGUAGUGGAACGACAAAUCCUCGUAACCAAAGCUUCACCACGCAAGAUCAACUGGUCACACAUGCCAGUCCCAAAAUCUGCGGCGGAGAGACCUAAGGUGGGACUGGAGAAGUUCUUGAGCCCGUUGAAAGAUCUGCGACCGAUUCUCGAACAGCAUGGUACGGAGCUGUAUCUUGGUGUGGUGCAUGAACAUCAGCCGGAGUUGACCCAUCAGAUGAUUGAGGCUGUGGAGAGUGUAGUGCCUGGUCUCAAGUUUGGUGUGGGGACGGAGUGUGGAGGAGGACGCAUGCAGUGGGCUCCUUUUGAGGAUGCUUUGCGGAUUGCUGCGGAUGUGUCGAGGCCGGUGCUGUGAUGUGCGUCGUGAUUAUAGGCGUUGACUGGCCAAAACGAUACAAUACUUAUAGUGGCUGGGGAGUGUCGUACAAAGUCAUCACCACUGCUACAAUUGACUGCGCAUGAGGAUGUCGUAUGUUGUAUAGGAUAAAGAGCAAACCUUUCAACCGC